AUGGCUGCCCCCUCCCCUCCCCUCCGCUUCCUUUCUCACUCUCCCCCCUGUCCUGCUUGGGCGGUCUGCCAGCACACAUGUCCUCGGCUCGGGCUCCUCGCGGGGGGCGCCCCCCGACCCCCGGGCCGGCGGCUACCGCCACUGCCGCGGCGAAGGCCUCCUCCCGGCGCCUUCAGUCUUUCUUGUCACAAAUGCCCUCGGAGUCCAGUGAGCGGACUCUCCUACAACGGUUGAAUGCCUGCUUUCAGCUCGUCCAAAUCCCCCCGGAGGAGCUGGACCCCGAGUCCCGAUCGUUGUACGCCCUGCGGCACAUCCUGCAGCAGCGCCAUAUCGGGCGCCGUGCAUCGGGCUCCGGCAGUUCCAGCCCUGUCCUCCGCCAUUCGGACCGGCGGUCCGUCUCGCCGGGGCCCGUCUCCCCCGGGUCGCAGACUCUGCAACCCGGUGACCGGGGCUUCGCGGCGGCCGCCCUGCGGCGCACCCUUCAGGAACUUCUGGACGCCGGCGGCAGCGGCCCCGGCCUCCUGCAAACCGGUGCGAUUCUCGGUCGCUGGACGCCUCCACCGGCCCCGGGCCAUGGGGGCGGGGAUCUCGGCGAGGGGCUUCCCCCCGGUGACCCGGCCUCCGAUUCGGGCUCCGAGUCCGACACCGAGUCCGGCACCUUCUCCCAGCGUCUGCACACCACGGCCGAGGCCGAGGUGUCCUUCAAGCGCCGGUCCGGAUCGGCCAUGGCCUCGACCAUGUCACCUCCCCCCCCGGCCGACAUCAUUCGAUGUCCCCCUCGCGGCUGGCGGCCCCAGUUGUCGAGCUCGGCCAAAAGUGUCACCUUCCUGGUCCGGCGCCGGAAUUUCACCGAGCGCGCCCUCGGCGUCAACCGCCUGGCCAUCCCGGGGCCGGUGAUCUCUCCCCUUUCGCGGAAGAUCCUGCCGGCAUACAUUCUGCGCGAUCGACUGGAUGGCCCCGGUUCGCGGGUCCCCCCGAAGCUGGCCCUCCUCCGGGAGGUGCAGCAAUUUUUCCACGGCCCCUCCCGGCUACGAGGGACCCUGGACUUCGGCGCGGCGAAUCCCCUGCUCCUGGGCCUCCAUGUGACCGGCGCCGGUGGGCCCGACGCCGAGUUCCACCCGGUUCCCCUGCAAACCCUGGAUUACAUGCACUUCCGCGAGGAGCAUCUGAAGCAGGUGAAUGCCCUGCUGGCGGCAUGCUUCUGGCCCGGGAUUGACAUGUCCGAUGCCCUGGACUACCCGGACCAUACGGUGGUCAUCGUGUAUGGGCGCCUGGUGGUGGCCUGUGCAUUUUUGUCCCCGCCGCCACCCGGCUCCCCUCCGACCACGCCGAUGUACCUGGCCUUCCUGUGUGUGCACCCGGAGUGGCGCCGUGCCGGCCUGGCCAAGCGCAUGCUGGCCCUGCUGCUGCUCGGGGCCCCGCCCGGGCGGGAUGUCACGCUCCAUGUGUCGCCGGAAAACCCGGCCAUGCUGCUGUACCAGGGGAUGGGCUUCAAGUGUGACCAGUUUGUCUUUGGCUUCUUCCAUGCCGUGGCCAAGACCCUGGCCGGGACGGUGCUCGACUCGGAGCCGGGGGUUGUCUCGUGGGACGGCAUCAGCGGGGGCUUUCGUGCCGACGCCAGUGCCAGUCGGCGCAAUGCCUUCCUGAUGCGUCUUCGGCGGUAGCCAUGUGUGUCCCCGACCCGGCGCCUGGGGCCCCGGCUGGUGGGCAUCUUCUUCACAUCCUCAAAACAACACCGGCAUGCCUUCCGAGCAUGUCGCCAUGUCCCCAAAUCCCAGGCAGUGGUGUAUUGCACGUCGAGCGGGCGAGGAGCCCGCGCGGGCCCGGGAGCAGAGGGGACUGAGGACAAAGGGGAGGAGAGCGAGCAGGCAUGCCGUCGCCCGGUCUAUCGGGAUGUUUCCAGGGGAGUGGAUUGAGGGAGAGAGAGAAAGAGGGAGAGGAAGGGGAGGGAAAGUGGAUGGAGAGGGGGCGCAAGGGCAACAGGGGAAGGCCCCGGCAUGCCGCAUCAGAGGUCGCAGCUGUGCAAACGGGACUCGGCCCGGAGGGCAGCCAUGGCGGCCUCGAUAUCCUGGCAGUUCCGGGAGGAAGCCCCGGGAGAUGCGCCGCGAGCACCGGCAGACAGGGACUCGAGCACCGCCGGGGUGCCGGGCACCGCCGGGAGUGCCCCCAGGUCCUGGAGAAGAUCCGCAUCCUGGGCCGCCUGCAGCGGGUCGGCCAGCUGGUGCGGCCAGGCCGGUCCGGGGCAGGCAUUCGGGGUCCCCUCGGCGGCCAGCAGGGCCAGGCACCCGGAGGAAAGGGGCUGCAUCCGGCAGCACAGCUCCAGGGUGACCGGCUGGCUGCGGGACACGGACCAGCGCGAGACGGUGGCCAGCCCGGCCGGCGCCCCGAGCAGUCCCAGCAGCAGGGCCGCCUCGAACAGCGGCCAGAGGCCGCGCCAGGAGGCCGGAACCGGCUUGGAGUCCGGCCCGCCGGCGGCGGGCACCUCGGCCGGGAAGAGCUCGGACCACCAGCGAAGGUACCGCUGGCGCUGGUACCAAACCUGGUAGUCGUACUCGAAGAGCAGGCGGAUGGCCCUCGGCCGGUGGGCCUCCGGCACCAGGAAGCCGAAAGUCCCGGCGAUGAUCGGCAGCAGGAGGAUCACCACCAAGAGCAGGGACCACCAGCGGGCCACCAGGAAAAGCCCGGCCACCGGCCGCGGCGCAAACAUGUGCAUCAGGAAGAGCCCGCCCGCCAUGGGGGCCCAGACCAGCCGGGCCAGGGCGACGAGGAUGGCAAACUGCGGCUCCGGGCCGUAGGGGUUCGGCCGGUCCUUCAGUUCCUCCACCGGGGGGAGGGGCUCCUCGGCGUCAUCGGCGUGGUCCUCGGCGUCGGCAUUCCGCCGUCCGGGGACAAACGACUGCACCCACGAGAUGAGGGAGUGCAGCUUCUCGCUGGUCGUGGACAUCUUCGGGGAGGAUGCGCCGUGGCGAUGUGUAGGCGGGUUUAGCGGGAAAGCGGGAAGGGCG
This is a messenger RNA of Fonticula alba, 3005 nucleotides long. RefSeq lists its product as hypothetical. The record is from RefSeq and is a predicted model, not a curated record. The transcript is spliced from 4 exons. Gene Ontology annotation, molecular function: acyltransferase activity, transferring groups other than amino-acyl groups. NCBI's taxonomy places the organism in Eukaryota, Rotosphaerida, Fonticulaceae. Bases 78 to 1664 code for a protein of 528 amino acids.